AUGUAUAAGAACAAAGAAAAUAUCGAUAAAAUUUAUAAAGAAAAACUUCAAAAACCGAAUAUAUACAAUACAUUUUUACCAUUUUAUGAUACUGUUAAACAACAAAGUUUAGAAACAUUUGAAGAAAUAUGUGAAAAUCUUUCACGUAUUAUACAAUUACGUGAAUUAAGACCAGGUUUUCCAUUAUGGUCAUCAAAAUUACAACAAUUUAUUUCACUUUAUGGUUUUUGUUUCUCUAAAACUGAUCAUAUUAAAUUAAUUCAUUUAUAUUUAUCAAUACUUUCAAUUCCGGAUUUGAAUUAUUCAAAUGCAAAAACAAGUUUUGAUAUUAUUGAUGAACUUUUAAAGUUAGUUCUUAUUUUUUUAAA
Adineta steineri is the source of this 368-nucleotide messenger RNA. Lineage: Eukaryota; Metazoa; Rotifera; Eurotatoria; Adinetida; Adinetidae. The record is from the annotation of a GenBank genome assembly.